AAAAUAAUCAAAAGAAAUUGAUGAUUACUUGUGUUAGUCUUUAUCAUGAUGUGAAUUUGUGCGCCUAUUCUUGCCUGACCCCACUACUGUUAUUUAAAGUUACGGUCCCUGGAAGAGUCAAGAAUGUUUAUUUUCACCAAAUGACAUGCCUAGCUCAAAAAUAUGUUAAGUUUAAUUCAUGAUUUCUUAUCAUUUUCACAUUUUGUGACCUUGCACACUCAACAAUCCUUUUGAGAUUUUAGCGUUAAUUACUGUUAAAGCCAAGGAAAAAUUUAAAAUACUGGAUUUUUUUCAUUUGUAAUUCACAUAGCUCUAAAAGUAUAUGGCCUACAAUUAUGAAUCCUUUUUAUUCAGCUGCUGUUACACAGAUUCUCCGAGUCUUGGAGACAAUGCGAGGAGAGAAGAAUCGUGAAAUUAAGAGGAUGAUGCAGCGAUUGUUGUCAAGGUCAGCAGCAGAUGACCAACCGCUGCAGCUUCCGAAAGAUAUCUCAUUCCCUAUUCGUUCUCCUGAGCAGAUGGAAGCAUUCGAUGAGCUUCUGGGAGAUCAAACAAUGCUGUCAUCUGUGGUGCGGUUCCUCUCAAUGUUUGGUGGGGCAGAUGUGCGGGAAACUGUUGACCGCUUGAUGAAAGAAACCAUGUCAAAUGAACUGGCAAAAAUGUACAAUAUGAAGUGGCUGAAGGGGAAGAAAAAAUGUCGGGGCCUCUAGAUACUGAAUGUAUUGUAUAGAUAAGGAUGCUUGUUUUGUGGAAUGUGUUCAAAGGAACUUGCCGACAAAGACUGCAACGAGGAAGGAUGUAGAAAUAAAGGUUUCAAAGUGGCUGGCUGGGGUGCGGGACCGCGAUGGGGGAAGGAAAGCAAGAAACAAAGUGUCCGGGACCUUACCUGAAGCAAAUG
This is a messenger RNA of Ruditapes philippinarum (Manila clam), 895 nucleotides long. RefSeq lists its product as uncharacterized. The transcript is spliced from 3 exons. The record is from RefSeq and is a predicted model, not a curated record. Lineage: Eukaryota; Metazoa; Mollusca; Bivalvia; Venerida; Veneridae. The coding region runs from base 336 to 707 and encodes 123 amino acids.